AUAGACUAUAGAGUUCCCUGCUGUCUACUGUGGUCAUGCUGUGAUAUGUCAUUUUUCAUGACAUAUUAUAAACAAUAACAAUUUUGAUUAAGGACUAUUUUCUUUUCAAAACUUUUUCGAGAUUUAUACUAUUUCAGGAAUUUUGUCUUGAAAUGUCGGCGGCAAUGAUAACCCUUGAUUGGUUUUUAUUGGGGAGAGAUUUAUAUUACAGAAAAUUCGAGGUAUAUUCCAUGGCUUGGCAACAAAAUGUAAAUUUAGAAAAUUUCAUAAUAUCCUCUGCUUCUUAUGGAGGGCCUAUAGCAAUGAGAAGAGAUGAAGGCAAAUUUGUGAAAGUUCAGGGAACUGGGCAGCCUAUUGUGUCCAUAUUUACUGGAUCUGGAAAACAAAUUGCUUCAUUUAAGUUUUCUUUCUCAGUUAAAUGGUAAGAUGAGGAGCUAAUUUGUAUCCAGGAAGAUGGCACUGUAGUAACACAUAAUAUGUUUGGAAAAUAUCUUCAUCUUUUUGGUAUAAGUCAAAAAGUACAGGACCUCAAGGUUAUAGAUGCUGUAAUAUUCACCAGUCCGCAAAAUUUUACAGGAAUAGCUGUCAUGACUUCCAAUUACAAAAUAUUUAUUGUUAAUAAUAUAAAGGAACCAAAAACUAGACAGUUGUCGGAUUUACCAAGGUCUAGUAAUCCUCCCACCAGUUGGGUAGUUGUUUCUGAAGAAGUCACAGAAGUCCUGAUUGCUAGAGGAAUGGAACUUUAUAGAUUGAAACAAGAUGAACAUCAUACCAGUGCUAUGCUGGAACCUGAUAUAUCCCACAGUUGUACUGCAAUAUUGAAAAUGGCAGUUUCCUUAAAUGCUCGUCACUUAGCAUUUUUCACAGAUUCUGGUUACUUGUGGUUGGGCUCAACAGAUUUGAGAAGUAAAUAUUGUGAAAUUGACACAGAUACCAUACAUAGACCUAAACAACUAAUCUGGUGUGGAAAUGAAGCAGUAGUCUUGUAUUUCGAAAAUGACCACACCCUUCUAGUAGUUGGUAAAUAUGGCCAGAAAAUGUCAUACUCCUAUGAUGGCCCUAUUUCCUUAAUACCAGAAAUAGAUGGCGUUAGGAUAAUAUCCAACACACUCGUUAGUCAGUCUCAGUUAGAAGAAGAGACAGUGGCCAGAGAAAUUGCAGAGAAACUAGGUUAUACUUCAGGCAUUUCUUAUAGUGAGAUAGCUAACACUGCGGCUGAGAAUGGUAGGAAAAAACUGGCAAUCAAGGUAAUUCCAUUUAAAAUUCAUUCAAUACCUUUGACCUAUAUCCUUUAAAGAAAUUUUGAAGAU
Molecule: messenger RNA, 1310 nt
Organism: Leptinotarsa decemlineata (Colorado potato beetle)
Lineage: Eukaryota; Metazoa; Arthropoda; Insecta; Coleoptera; Chrysomelidae
Gene: Vps16A
Product: vacuolar protein sorting 16
Biological process (GO): endosomal transport; intracellular protein transport; vacuole fusion, non-autophagic
Cellular component (GO): lysosomal membrane; HOPS complex; endosome
Molecular function (GO): actin binding
Source: RefSeq, a predicted model, not a curated record